AUGCGUGCAGGUCAGGAGCAGGAUGGUUUGCGUGAAGUGACUUUCUCUACCCAGAGGCUGCGCGUGCUGCCUCCAGCAGUCCUGAGCAACCCCGCAGUGGAGAGCCUUGACCUUGACAGGAACAAGCUCAGGAGCAUCACUGGCAUUUCUAAGCUUUACAACCUGAAGAAGCUGAUACUGUCCAAGAACGAGAUUGUGGACUUUCCCAGCGAAAUCCAGAGCCUGGUCUGUUUAGAGAAGCUUGAGCUGAAUCAGAACCAAAUCCGGGUCAUCCCGGAGGGGGUUUUCUCCCAUCUCCCCUGCCUUAAACACUUGCGGCUGAACAACAACCGUCUUGGUGCCCUUCCCAGGGACCUGGCAGCUUGUCGAGGCAGCCUUCAGUACCUCAACAUUUCCAACAACCUGUUCCGGACCUUCCCCCAGCCUGUCCUGCAGCUGGCACACUUACAGGAGCUCCAUGUGCAGAAUAAUGCCCUUCGCCAGCUCCCCAAGGAGCUCUUCCAGGGGCAAUCCCUGAAAAUGUUCAAGGCCAAUGGGAACCCCCUCCGGGAGCCACCCAGUGAAGUGUGCGCUGGUGGCAUCCAGCAGAUCCAGAAUUACUUCAACCAGCUUCAACACGGUUUGGGGCAGGAGGACAAGAGGGUCAAGACAAUGUUCCUGGGGGCCUCGCUGGCGGGGAAGUCCACCAUCUGCAAAAGCCUGAAGCAAGGGCAAACCAAACUGGUGCCCAAGGAAGAGCGAACAGUUGGGAUAGAGAUCAGCGAGUUCCAGAUUGAGGACUUCACUUUUCUCUUCUGGGACUUUGCCGGCCAGCUGGAGUACUACAUGACUCAUCACGUGUUCAUCACCCCACAGGCGCUUGUCAUCCUUGUCAUCAAUCUCCACAUGUAA
This is a messenger RNA of Pelecanus crispus (Dalmatian pelican), 891 nucleotides long. The record is from RefSeq and is a predicted model, not a curated record. NCBI's taxonomy places the organism in Eukaryota, Metazoa, Chordata, Aves, Pelecaniformes, Pelecanidae.